CUCGUUGCGACGGUGGAUCCUCUCAAUGCUGUCUGCGCGCAUUUAUGUGAUCCUCGCAACAUCCAUUCAAUUCCGGUUCAGUUCACAAUGGGUUUUUGUCCUACCGAACCUGCUGUGUUUGCUCGGAAGGUUCUCACUUCAGACGGCUUGUCAACCGCCCGGAGGCUCCACACCCUACUCAACCAACUGGACUUUGUGUCCUGCUAGCUGACAGUGACAACUCCUGGGCGGCAUCUCCACAUAACUUUCGCAUUUUCGGAGGGCAAAUCUCUCUAAUGACAGAUUAACAUUACUGGUGCAUACGUGUGCCCCUUACAGCUAUGCGGCUUUGCGUCCGCAGUCUCGUACCUUUUGCUGUUCCCCAAUUUCCCAAAAACUUGAUUUUCUCAAAAUUUGAAGGGUACUUCAGUCUUGCAUUUAAUCCUGGCAGGAGCAGUGAGGUCCUCGCCAUGUUGGAAUUCGUCACACUGUGUCUCUCGGACGAACCUUUCAAGAAACCCAGAUAUUGCUGCGCUCUUUACGUUUCUAACCUCGGAUCACCCGCACCACCGCCAAAUUCUAAGAGGCGCAUCCCUCUUCCUUCCGAUGCCGCAAAAGUCUGUUCUAAGAAGAAUGUUUAUAUUAAAACAACAACGCCACAUCAUUUGAAAAGUGCCAACGUACUGAAUCUGUACCCUUGCGGCGGGAUGAAUCGAUCGUUUGCUGGAUUUACCCCAACUUCGAAGCCCCUUCACAUAACCAUCUCGCUAUUUGUUAGGGAACGUGUCUACAUCCAAAGUGCUCUCAGAGCAUUCGGAUCAGCCGAGUGACGCGCUCUUUUCGGUGCUCCCCUCUAGUAUCGUGUGGCUUUAAGUCGUGACUGGACACGCAGGUCGUUCCUCCCCCAACCACAUUGGUGGUCGAGACAAGAGAGCCUGGAAAGACCGACGCGGGACACGUUUACUUCACAAAUGCUAGGUGCUCCACUUCUCUUAAGUGUUCAAGUCGCCUCUGUUGUAUGUGGCCUGACGGAAACAGGCUUAUUCGCCUGUCUCGAAAAAUCUAUGGACGCAAGUGCAUAACAUACUGGAGGCUUGAGCUACCAACACGAUGCUCAGUCCCCGCCAUCCCCAACCCACCCACAACCUCC
Messenger RNA from Cantharellus anzutake, 1129 nucleotides. RefSeq lists its product as uncharacterized. The transcript is spliced from 4 exons. Bases 321 to 809 code for a protein of 162 amino acids. NCBI's taxonomy places the organism in Eukaryota, Fungi, Basidiomycota, Agaricomycetes, Cantharellales, Hydnaceae. The record is from RefSeq and is a predicted model, not a curated record.